CCCCUUCUGCAGUGCAUGGGUUUUCGUGAUUCACAUACUUGUCCCAUACUCCCCUCCGCCGCCGCUGGUCCUCUCCGCCUCCGUACCUCCGCCGUCCUCCGUCGCACAUUCACAUUCUCCACUUCAUCAUCCUCGUAAUCUCCGUCAUUCAUCUUGUUAAAUUCUGAGAUUUCAAAGCCCCUAUUUCCCCUAAAUAUCCCCACAAUCCACCACCCCCAAAUCCCCAAAUUUCACACAAUGAUUUGCUCUAUCAAACACUCCACGACGUCGUUUCCAUGCUCAGAUCAAUCACCCACAAGGGUUCCUGUUGGUGGGUCGACCCGAAACCCAUCAAAGAUCCAGUCUUUAUCAAAACCCAUUAGUUUCAAGGAUUCAAAGAUUGUUUUAAAGCAACCCCUUUAUGUAUCCCACCUUCAAGAUUUUAGUGGGUCGGGUCGAAACCCAUCAAAGAUUCAAUCUUUACAAAAACCCUCAAAUGGGUCGGGUCAAAACCCAUCAAAGAUCCAAUCUUUACCACCCCUUUACGUAUCCCACAUUCAAGAUUUUGGUGGGUCGGGUCGAAAAGGGAUCCAUGAGACUGUGUGCAAUGCGUAUGAGGCUGAUCAUUCACAGCCGUUGGGUCAAAGUGAGGCGGGUCAAAAGAUGAAAAUUGGGUUGUAUUUUGCAACAUGGUGGUCUUUGAAUGUGGUGUUUAAUAUUUAUAAUAAAAAGGUUUUGAAUGCUUUUCCUUUUCCUUGGUUGACAUCAACUCUUUCUUUGGCUGCUGGAUCAUUGAUUAUGUUGGUUUCUUGGGCUACUAAAGUGGUUGAAGCUCCUAAGACUGAUGUUGAGUUUUGGAAAGCAUUGUUUCCGGUUGCUUUAGCACAUACGAUUGGACAUGUGGCAGCUACUAUAAGUAUGUCAAAAGUUGCAGUGUCGUUUACACACAUUAUCAAGAGUGGUGAACCUGCAUUUAGUGUAUUUGUUUCAAGGGUUUUUCUUGGUGAAACGUUCCCGAUUGGGGUUUAUUUGUCACUUUUGCCAAUCAUCGGUGGUUGUGCACUCUCUGCUUUAACCGAGCUCAACUUCAAUAUGACGGGGUUUAUGGGGGCAAUGGUUUCGAAUUUGGCUUUUGUGUUUAGAAAUAUAUUUUCAAAAAAAGGAAUGAAGGGCAAAUCUGUUAGCGGGAUGAACUACUACGCUUGCCUGUCGAUGUUGUCGUUGUUGAUUCUAACCCCUUUCACCAUCGCUAUGGAGGGCCCACAAAUGUGGGAAGCCGGUUGGCAAACCGCAUUAACACAAGUCGGUCCCAAUAUCGUAUGGUGGGUGGUGGCACAAAGUGUGUUUUAUCACUUAUACAAUCAAGUAUCAUACAUGUCUUUGGAUCAAAUAUCUCCUUUAACAUUUAGUGUUGGAAAUACGAUGAAGCGGAUAUCCGUUAUAGUGGCUUCAAUUAUCAUCUUUCGCACACCCCUCCAACCAGUCAACGCACUUGGAGCUGCUAUAGCUAUCCUUGGAACUUUCAUUUAUUCCCAGGCAAAACAGUAAAAAUGGUAAUGGAAGAAGGUGUUUUCUCGAGUAGAUUUAAAGACGAAACGAGCUGUUAUCGAAGCUUUUAGCGGCAUUUAGAUAGUAAAAUAAGAUGGAACAUUCGUUUUGCGACGAAAGAGGCAUCGAAAUCUUGUUUUUUUUUUGUUCUUUUUUACUUGGUCAGUUUGAUAUUUUUGUUGAUGGUAAAUGAAAACAAGUUUGAUGAAUAAGGGUGUAUAUACAAACUUGUAUAGAUAUAUCUCUAUAUACGUGUAGAGAUUCAUAAUA
Messenger RNA from Helianthus annuus (common sunflower), 1797 nucleotides. RefSeq names its product glucose-6-phosphate/phosphate translocator 2, chloroplastic. Gene Ontology annotation, molecular function: antiporter activity; phosphoglycerate transmembrane transporter activity; triose-phosphate transmembrane transporter activity. Gene Ontology annotation, biological process: transmembrane transport. The coding region runs from base 238 to 1527 and encodes 429 amino acids. Gene Ontology annotation, cellular component: Golgi apparatus; membrane. The record is from RefSeq and is a predicted model, not a curated record. NCBI's taxonomy places the organism in Eukaryota, Viridiplantae, Streptophyta, Magnoliopsida, Asterales, Asteraceae. The transcript has 5 exons.